GUAUAUGUCAAUGUAAUUAAAUGUAAGGAAAUAUGGCAGUAAGGGAAAUGAUAGAUCAACAAGGAGCUGAUCAUUGCACCAGCCAGUUAGCUCUAGAUAUUUCGUUGUGAAAGCGUAUUUAAGACGAAAGGUAUACUACUUUGGUAUUGGUUAUUCAAAGAGGCACAAAUUUCUAGUGUGACAUAUCGCCUUCGAGAGGAAAAAGAGUGUCCGAAUAUCAAGUCAAUGAAACUUUUUUCGCUUCUUUCACAGAUCUACGACUUGUCAUGUCUUCCAAGCCCUUAGAUAAGCAAGCCUCUAAAACACGAGGAUCAGCUGAAGACGAUGGAUCUUUGUCAGGGAAACAGAAAAGAAGAGAUGCUUCCUUUAGCUCAGGACAUACCAAAAGUGACGGGCCCUAUUGAUGCUGAUCGUUUUGCACUUGCUCGUAUUAUGGAAAUCAAUGACAUGCAGUCUGCUAUUAAGAAAGCAAGUUUUGCAUUGACUGAACUUGCUUUUCAAUCACUUCCUCGUGGUCUUCGUCGACGUGCAGCAAGUCAUAACAUCAACCGACUCCCUGCUCGAUUAAGAGCUAAAGCAGCCAGAGAGGCUUUUAAGUCUGCACCUGGCAGUAAACUUGUUCGUAAAAAAAUCAAGAAGAUUAAGACACCCAAAAAUACAGUCCAAGAGUUCUUGAGAAGACAAAAAUCUAAGAAAUGGUUAGAGACACACAUGUGGCAUACAAAGAGAAUGAAAAUGAAUGACAUCUGGGGGUAUCGCAUUGCUUCUCGUCCAAACACAAAGUCUGUCCGUAUCACCUAUCGUUCGUUUACUCGACUGUCUAUUGUGCACGAUGCCUCUUAUAUGGGAUGCAUUGAAUUAAAAGGCAAUACAGAGGAAAUCAUUCGAGCACUUGAUACAGUGACAGAUGCUGGAUCACCUUCUGUUGGCAGUGAAAGAUACAUUAAAGGCAAUCGUUUAGGAUCAACGCACUUGUAUGAAUAUCUAGGAUAUCCAACAAAACUUAUUUGCCCUAUUACAUUCUUGUGGAAACCAUCCAAAGACGCUCUCUGGCUAUGGGCUCAUCCUUCCGCUUUUAAUGAGGCCAUGAUAUUUAUAAAAAAGGCUUUGCAAGAGACAAAAUCUAACAAUGUACACAUAUCCGAUUUAAGAGAUGACAUUUUGCGGUUUGACUUGACAGGUCCACGCUCGACUGCACUUUUGCAGGCUAUUCUUGAUCCUGUGGCGGAUCAAGACAUCAAAGGAAAUCAAGUCUGGCAAGACCUGAGUCAGCUUCGCUCCUCUUCUUCUUUGUCUCCUGGUUCUGUUAUUGGUCUGGUUGUGAAUGAUCCACGAUUAAGGUAUGCCCCUAGAACAAAUGAAAUUUCAGCUAAAGAACAACAAAAUAUAAUGCACAUCUUGGAAAACUGGCCAAAAGACAUUGCAGAUACAUCUAUUUGGGAUAAACAAACCAGAGAAAUGCUUUUCAAUACCAGAAUUCCAGAAUAUGCCCUUAACUUACGCCGUGAGAACAACAUGAUUCCAGGCACUAAACUUGAGCCUACAGCCAAAGAUAGUAAGAUACCUAUACUAUUAAUCCAACGAGGAGAACCUGCCUUUAAUACACCCAAUGUGGUACAAAACUCACUUGCUUCCAAUGAAUAUAUUCAAGGAUGGACCUUAAUUCUUCCUCGAGGAUUCGGUAUGGCUUUCUGGAAAUCGCUUAUUUUUGCUGGUGCUCGUGUAGCUGGCUAUGACGAUAUUCGUGCCAUGCAUUUUGAAAGUGGGUUCCCUAGUUUCCCACAAGACUAUCCUGGUACUCGUGCAUUUGAAGCCCAUCGAUCUUUUAUCAAGACAAGCUUGGAAUCAGCAUGGCAAAAGCGACCUCCUGCCAAACGUGUCAAUUACAAAAAACGUGGUAUUGAUCAUCCUUUUGAAUGUGCAUUCGAAACAUUAUCUUCAGUCGAGCAUAUGGAAAUCGAGCCCGAGUGUAACUUACCCAUUCGUCCUCACUAUGCAUUGAUACAUGGAAGACCUUUUGUGUCCUCUGUCAUUUCAGGCUCAGAAGAUUAUAACCAGAAACUUGAGCUAUACUCUACAAAGCAGGGUAUCCAUCUUCAACCAUUGAUCUUAGAAGAUGCUCUUGUAAAGAUUCGUUUACGCUAUAUUGACCGUGGAAAACCAGCUCCAAAUGCGUUAGUAUACAUGAUAAGAGACAAUGAAAUAUAUAAUCAGUGUGCAUCCGCUGUACGAUGCAGAUCAUCCAUCAAAGCAAACAAAAGAAAGCUUAAAGAAUUCAUAGAAGCACAGUCAGAUAGAAAGAAGGUAACACAGGCUAAAGUGACUGUAUUCACACUAAUCGUCUUCACUAGGAGCCUAUUCCAAUGCCUACAAGAGCAGAUCAUAUCGGCUAUAUAACAAAAGGUGACUUUUCUUUGUCUUUAGGUUAUGGCUUUGGUAUUGGUGCUUGUACAGUUACCAGUAUAAGAGAGAUUGAUUCUUUAGAUCAGUUGGGUAAGAGAACAAUCAAAAGAGUUGUAUUGGUAAGAAACCCCUCCUCUCUCGAAGUUAGACCUGCCCAACUUGAAAUUUUAUGUUAAUAAAACUGGGUCAAAAUAACCAUUUAUUACUUUU
This is a messenger RNA of Gilbertella persicaria, 2613 nucleotides long. Its product is annotated as NUC188 domain-containing protein. Gene Ontology annotation, biological process: tRNA 5'-leader removal. Gene Ontology annotation, cellular component: nucleolar ribonuclease P complex; ribonuclease MRP complex. Gene Ontology annotation, molecular function: protein binding. The record is from RefSeq and is a predicted model, not a curated record. Lineage: Eukaryota; Fungi; Mucoromycota; Mucoromycetes; Mucorales; Choanephoraceae. The coding region runs from base 358 to 2397 and encodes 679 amino acids. The transcript is spliced from 7 exons.